Messenger RNA from Chrysoperla carnea, 2786 nucleotides. It is a transcript of the gene Cow, whose product is annotated as proteoglycan Cow. Gene Ontology annotation, molecular function: calcium ion binding; protein binding. The record is from RefSeq and is a predicted model, not a curated record. Gene Ontology annotation, biological process: establishment of protein localization to extracellular region. The transcript is spliced from 9 exons. Bases 41 to 1630 code for a protein of 529 amino acids. Lineage: Eukaryota; Metazoa; Arthropoda; Insecta; Neuroptera; Chrysopidae.
GUGUGAUUUUUGUUAAAUAAAAAAAAAAAUUAUUUAAACAAUGAAAUUUGUGUGGUUCUUUAUAAUUAUUGGAUUAUUAGUGGUUGUUUCGGAUGCUAAACGUAAAAGGAAAUUUGAAGGUGAUUUUGAAUUUGCUGAUGAGGAUGAACCACGAAACACAAAGGCUGGUGAAAAGAAAAGAUGGAUUCAUGAUCCAAACAAUGAACGAUGUCAUUCAUUGAACUGUAAGAAAAAGGAAUUAUGUCUACUCGAAGAUGAUUUCACUGCCGUAUGUGUAUCCAAAAAGGAAUUACAUAAAAAUGGUGACAUCGUAAUACCAAAAGCUAAAUUAUUAGCUGAGGAAGAAGAGGCUAAGCGUCGUGCAGCCGCUGCACUUGAAGAUGACGACGACGAUGAUAUGGAUGAGGAUGAUGUAUUUUAUGAUGCUGAAGAAGAGGAUGUCGAUGAUCAAGAAGAAGAUGUUAAUGAAGAAUGUAAACCAUGUCCAGUAGUAAAACCAACAUUCCUUUGUGGUGCUGAUAACCAUACAUAUAGUUCAUUAUGUCGUUUAGAUUAUCACAAUUGUAUACAUCAUACAACGGUACGAGUUAAUUGUAAAGGAUUUUGUCCUUGUAAAGAUACUGAUAUUCAUUUACGUAAAAAACAACGACAACAAGAACGUUUAACAAAUUUUAUGAAUAAAUAUAAAGCAACAUUGGAUAAAAACAACAAUGCCGGUAACAAAGUAUCGCAACAAUUACAAAACGAUGCAAACACCAAUAAUAAUAAUAUUUUGGAUCGGGAUCGAUAUACAUUCACACCAGAAGAUUUCAAAUAUGAAAAUAAGCAUUAUAAAUAUAUCAAAUAUACAAAAUAUAAUAAGGAAUCAAAAUUGAACAACCCAACAUAUGCCGAAGAUAAGGAACGGCAACGUGGUUACAAUGAUGUAAUUGAUAAUAAAAUGCGUGAAAAACCAAUUGAAACUCGUAUACCAGCCACAACUGUUUGCCCACCAUCUUCAUUACAUGCUAUGGGUAAUCGUUUACUUGAUUGGUUUUCAGUAGUGAUGGCUGAUACAAGUCGUCGACGACGUGUACAUCCUAAACCAAAAGUAACACCAACCAAUUUAUAUCCAGCUGCAUGUAAACGUGAAGUACGAUGGAUGUUCCAACAUUUAGAUACGGAUGGUGAUGGAAAACUAUCAUUACAAGAAUUAUUUGAUUUAGAACAUGAUAAGAAUGAACAAUGUAUUAAACCAUUUGUAGAACAAUGCGACAAUGAUCAUAAUAAUUGGGUAACACCUAGAGAAUGGUGCCGAUGUUUUGAUAAAGCUGAUAGAUCAUGUGCAGCGGUUAAAAGUAGAAUUUCAACUGAUUCUUCAUCAGGUGUUUAUGUGCCUGACUGUGACAUUAAUGGAUACUAUAAACCUACACAAUGUCAUAGUAUUAUUGGAAUGUGUUGGUGUGUUGACAAACAUGGCGUGGAAUACGCAAAUACUCGUACCAGAGGAAAACCUAACUGUGAAUCAUUAAUUGAAAAAUCAACGAGCUUAUCUUCAAAAACACAGGAAGAGAAUAAUGAUGAUGAAGAUGGAAAUGAUGAUGUUGAACAAGAUAUAGAGGGAAGCGCAGAUCAACCAUUAGAUUUUUAAUUUUAAUUUUCCAUCCAGAUACUAUAAAUAAAUCGCAUUUACUAUUUAAGUCGCGAAUAAAAAGAUUGUGUAAAUUAUAAUCCUAUAACUGAAAUUUACAUUUAAAACAUAAAGGAGACACCGAAUAAUAUUUUACCAUUUUCAUUAUUUCCAAAAGCUCUGAAUGUACCUAAACAAAUAUUGAAAAUUAGAUUGUAGGCAAAACAGCUAUGUCGGCGUCCCUAGCCACAAAAAAAUACUUGUGUAAUUAAUUAACAUAUAUAAUUAAGCUGUUAUUGUUACCGAACUAACAAAAACGUUAGUUAAAAACACGAAUUUUUUAAUAUAUUAUGAUCCAACUAAUUCGAAAUCGUACAGUUCAAUUAUAUGUGUCUGACAAAUAAGUGUAAUAUUUUAGUCACGUAAAAAAUGCUUCGAUCUUUGGCUUUUGCUUUGAAGACAUACAUCUUACAAAGUCUUUUAAAAUUUGUAUAAAAAACAAACGGAUAUAUUUGAAUCUGUGAAUAUUUAUUAAAGUUUGGCGUAAAAAAACGGCUUUUGACACUAAUCAUAGAUACUAGCUGAGUAUUCAGAGUAUCAUUAUUUAUAAAAAAUAAAAAAAACUGUAAAUGUACUCCUUUUUUGGAACUUUGAAAGUGUACACAUACCUAUGUUUUAUGUAAUUUUCUGUUCAUGUGAAAAGCAAAAUAAAAUCAGCAUGGCUUGCUUAUCUUAUCCGUGUUUCUUAGGUAGACAUUCUGUUUUGCACUACAAUGGUAAUUCAUAUGCACAUUUUCAUUUUUUUUUUUUUAAUUUACAUAUUUUUAUUUUUUAUUUAGUGGCAUAAUUCACACACCUAGUUUUUUAUAACUAUGUUAUUAUGCCACUAAUAUCUAGAUCAUUUUUCAUCUCUAAGUAGUUUUUAUGUCAUGUUUAUGCAAUAUUUGUUUUUUAUUUAAAAUAUUCGAAAUAUUGCGCGCACGUGUUACCAACUUUCAUAUAGUUACAUCACUUGUUAGAUCAUAGAUAACGAAUCCUAAAUAAUACUUAAUAAAAUGGCGCAUAUACGAAUAUUUUAUUUAAAAAAAUGCUUAAUUAAUAUACGAAAAAUACGUGAUUGAAAUGAUACUUAAAACCAUUCCACUAGUAUUAAUUUUUUUAUACAUAAUGAAAAAUA